This is a messenger RNA of Nilaparvata lugens (brown planthopper), 8515 nucleotides long. RefSeq lists its product as uncharacterized. Bases 181 to 8004 code for a protein of 2607 amino acids. NCBI's taxonomy places the organism in Eukaryota, Metazoa, Arthropoda, Insecta, Hemiptera, Delphacidae. The transcript is spliced from 14 exons. Gene Ontology annotation, biological process: response to oxidative stress. Gene Ontology annotation, molecular function: peroxidase activity; heme binding. The record is from RefSeq and is a predicted model, not a curated record.
CUCUAUGCAUGCUCGUAUCAACGCUAGCCACAGACAAACACCGGCAAACCAGCCUGACCCUAUCCUAUCCUCUCACUCCUUCAGUAUUCAGUCUAUAGUCUCUAGUUCCAUGUUCGUCUGCCGCGGUAUUCUUGCUCCAGUACAAACGCAUUAAAUCGAAAGUGGAAAGAAGAGAGAGAGAUGGUGAGCGAGAGGACUCCCCUUCGCAGGGCAGAGGGAGGGGGGCCGCCCUAUGUAUUCAUGCAGAAUCCCAAUAAAUUGUAUCGCAAACAAAUUCAUCAGUUCCAGUGUUUUAUUUGUUCGUUAUUUCUAGUACUUUUCACAACGGCCGUUGUGAUAUCAGUGCUGCGUUCUGUGGAAGAGGACACAAUCGACAAUCCACCUGCGCCAAUAAUCAGCGAUAACUCUUCGAUUGGCCCCUUAUUGAGUUUGUCGUGGCCGCUAGCCGACAAUGGAGUACCUGAUUGGCAGGGAGAAAUGCCAGAGGAGAAUGAUAUGGUCAUCGCUCUAGUAAAAGGCCAGCAGAGCCUUCAAGCCAAAGAUGAACUUGAGAAGAAUACAAAAUCACUGCCUAGAGACACUGCAUCAUACAAGCAUCAAAAGUCCAUCAGAACGUCGCCCCGUGCCCAGUAUCUGUCAAGAGCUGGUUACGUCAUGGAUGUAGCUACCAAACACUUGAUCAGUAAGUCCAACAAUACGAAUGGAAAGAAUAAGAAAGCUUCGAUUGGAAGGACGUUGCGAUUGAAGGAGGUGCCUCCUCUGCCAUCUUUCUGCAGCCAUGAUGUAGGCUCGGUGUGCGACGGAGCUGAGUAUCGCUCAAUUGACGGCUCUUGCAACAACCUCAACCACCCUUCCACUUGGGGAGUAGCUAUGCAGCCGUUUAGAAGAGUUCUAGCUCCAGACUAUGCUGAUGGUGUUUCCGCGCCACGUAAGUCUAUGAGCGGUGCCGAACUUCCUUCAGCUAGAGAAGUGAGUGUAGUAAUCCACAGACCCGAAUACAGAGAUGAUCCUAAGUUCACUGUCAUGCUUGCCGUUUGGGGACAGUUUUUGGAUCAUGACAUCUCGGCUACAGCCCUCAGUCAAGGAAAGGACGGCAGUACGAUUUCCUGUUGCGAUGUGGCUGAGGAGCAGCGUCACCCAGAGUGCUACCCGGUCAGGGUGGGCUCUGGUGAUCCCUACUUCAACGUGACUUGUUUGGAGUUUGUGCGUUCUGCUCCAGCUCCUGCCUGCUCCUUCGGACCAAGAGAACAGCUGAACCAAGCGAGCAGCUUCAUCGAUGGAAGCGUAGUGUACGGAAACACUCUGGAACUGAGCAGUUCACUGCGGUCCUAUGAGAGUGGACAACUGCGCAUGACUUUGACGCCUGACGGUCGUGAACUGCUUCCGGUCUCAACUGAUCCCAACGACGGUUGCAACAGAGAGCAAGAGAACAGCAAAGGCCAAUAUUGCUUCGCCUCAGGAGACGCAAGGGCCAACGAGAACAUGCACCUAACAACAAUGCACUUGAUAAUGGCCAGACAGCACAACAACUUGGCAUCGCAGCUGGCUGUCCUCAAUCCAACCUGGGAUGAUGAGAAGAUCUACCAAGAAAGCAGGAAAAUAGUGGCAGCUCAAAUGCAACACAUCACUUACAAUGAAUUUCUACCUGUAUUGAUUGGACCAAAACUACUAGACAGGCUGGAUCUACUUCCUGAAGAGAGCGGCUACAAUGCAAAGUAUGAUGACAAAGUAGAUGCAUCUGUCAGUAAUAGUUUUGCUGCAGCUUCUUUCAGAUUCGCUCACACAUUAUUGCCGGGUGUGAUGAAGUUUUACCAUAACACUACUGCUGAAGAGAAAAUUGAACUCCAUAAUAUGCUUUUCAACCCAUACAAGUUGUAUUCGCCCGGUUACAUUGACGGUACCAUGCUGGGUGCUAUCAAUACGCCACUUGAAAGGAUGGACAAUUAUUUCAACAAAGAGGUGACUGAGAAACUGUUCAAACAGCCGAACAAGACUUGCGGGUUGGAUCUGGUUUCCUUGAAUGUUCAAAGAGGCCGAGACCACGGACUGCCAGCGUACCCCGAGUGGCGGGAGCAUUGUGGCCUCUCCAAGCCAUCCUCAUUCGAUGACCUGAGGGGAUUGGUCGAUGAUGAGUCGUUGAACCGGAUAUCAAAAUUAUACAAAUCGGUGGACGACGUAGACCUGUAUACGGGCGCACUGUCGGAAUACCCGCUGGAAGGAGGCAUGCUAGGCGCCACCCUCACCUGUCUCAUUGGCGACCAGUUCAAGAGACUGAAAGUUGGAGAUCGUUAUUGGUAUGAGACAUCCCAGAUGCCACAAGGGUUCACACCAGAGCAACUGAUUGAGAUUCGCAAAACCAGUCUGGCCCAGCUGAUCUGUGACAAUGCUGACAACGUGACAGUGAUCCAGCCGCGGGUGAUGGAGACCAUACGUGAAGGAAAUACCAGAGUGACCUGUGACAGUCUGCAGCAGCCAAACCUCGUUCACUGGGCGAGUGAUGCAAAACAGAAAUCACCACAGAAAAGUGUCGCUCCCAACGAAAAGAAACAAACUCUAGCAGUCAAGGUUAAAUCCGGCUUCAUAAGUAGCGAUGAUGGAAGCAUCAUGUGGGACGGAAGUCUCCCAUUAGUUAUUCCAACAGAAUACUUCAGCCACAAAAAAUUCGCUCCCGAAAAUUUCGGUAACGACCCAGCCUAUGAAGCGUUCGCUAAUCUCUACAAGAUACAAUGGAAUGGUCAAUUAUCGAAGACCGAUGAUAAGCUGACAUUUUCUGGUACAUUCUCUUUCCCGUACUUGGAUUUUUCUGCUCCUUUCUCUCCCACUUCAUUGAAAUCGGUCACUGGAAAGUUCUUGUUUCUUUGUGACUCAUUUUGGAAUAAUUCAGAAACAGUUGAUCUAUCUGGCAGUUAUUCUUCUCCAAUAUUUUUCUCAGAAAAGUCGUUCAACAUAACAAAUGCAUUGCAAUUCGUAAAAGUUCAUCCUCAUCAGGAAUUCACUCUUUCUAGUGCAUCAACCUCAUCUGAGAAAGUUCCCAUCAUCUUGAAUGGAACUUACUCGUUAGACAGCAGUAUCUUCUCUUGGGAUGGAAGUGCUUUAAUAAGACUCCCUUUGAACAACAUGCAAAAGAUUGGCAAUUCUCUGAAAAUAAGCAAUAUGAAAACCGAGCAAACCAAAGUGGGAUUCAAAGUAACAAAUGGAAACAUUCAAUUGACCAAUGCACAAGGCCUCCAAGAAACGAUUUGGUCAGGUAGUUUUCCAGUUGAUCUAUCAAAUCCAAUUUUCCACUUGGAGAAAUUCACUCUUCUUCAAGCCAAGAUGAAUGAUGCAGAUCCAGACUUAUUCCAGUAUGGAAUCACAUGGACUUUGUUCAAAAGUGGGCCCAAAUACCAAGGUAAAUUCUCAAUGCCCCUUUACAACUACACUAAAGGCUAUAAAGUAAUUUGGGUGAAUGGUGAAUUUGACUUGGAUGUUCUGUCAACAAGUGAUAUGACUGUGGAAAAUGUUAUAGAGCCUGGUACUAAGUAUGUUUCUAGAGUAAUAUUUAGAGAGAAGAAAAUGGACAGUUUACUAUUAGGGUCAGAUAGUAUGGAUAGUCAUAGCAAGGAAGAGAAUUUGAAAUUGUUCCUAGCAGACAGUGCAAGUGCUAUUGAUGGAGCUGUUCCAGCGCCAAUUAUAUUAGAAGGAUCUUUCUCACCUGAUAAGAAAAUGUUCCAUUGGUCUGGUGAAGGGACAAUCAGUGUUCGAGCUACAAGUAAAACCCUGUUGACAAAAUCAAUUGGUGGACCCUCAUCACCAAUAUCGACUAAAUCUAGGUAUGGAUGUUUAGUGCAGGCUGGAUCUUUCAAAGAUGCUUCAGGCAUGGAAAUGAACUUGACCCCUCCAAUCAAUAUACCACUAAGUUCAAUUUGGUCACAUGAUAAAACUGUGAAUUCAUUCUCAUAUUCAUCUGGAAUACAUUGGUCUGGAAGUUUGGCUGGAAAUAUUCUGAAAGGUAAAUUCUCAUUCCCCAAGUAUGGUGGAGACUCUAUCCUAGGACCAUACAUGCAGUGGAAUAAUGGUACAUUCUCCCUUCAGCUUCAACCAUUAUGGGAUUCCGACCUACAAUCAUUGCUCAUACCGGAAGCAAACUACUUUUCGAAAAUAGCAUUCCAAGGUAAAUAUUCCGAUGAAGAUAGAAGCUCAGCAGUUGAUACAUUUUCCAAGUAUAAAAUGUCCGAAGAGCUUUCUUCAACAAUCUACGCUCCAAUUAUUUUACAAGGCCAGUAUUCUCCAAUGAAAGACACUUUCAUGUGGAAUGGCAAUCUGAUAAUCUCAUUUCAAGGAAGCAUGAACCAAAACUACAAAUUUGUAACUUACAAGAAAAGCUUGCAACUUGCUGAUUCCAAACCAACUAAAACUACUUCCCGUAUUAAGGUUUCAACAGGCAGUGUAUCAGUGGGCCCUUCAAACCAAGAUAUGCCACCAGUAACCUGGGAAGGUGAUUUCCCAGUUAAAAUAAACGUUGAUUCUCUUAUACCACCAAACACAUUCAUCAGAGGUGCAGAGGUAACAUUCACUGGUAUGAUGAGUUCAACAAAUUUGAAUGGAAUAUUUUCCGUCCCAAUUUAUGACGAUAAAGGAAUUUCUACAUUGUAUACCGGUAAUUUCUCAUUUGAUUACACAACAGCAUGGAGUCAAACAGUUGACACAGUAUUGAAAUCUAAUAAGAAAUACGUUGCCAAAGUAUUUUUCAGUGAUAUGAAAAAGAAAGCUGUCAAUGCAGGAAACAAUGGUAUGGAAACAGACACCAACGCAAUCAAUCAAAAUUUGGGUGACGGUAGUCCAGGGCUUGUGAUUUCUCUACUAGGAUACCACUAUUCGAAACCAUUCUUCUGUCCUGGAUUCAUUUGUAAGGAUCAAAAGCUAUUCUACUGGUCAGGUGAUGCAAUAAUUUCAGUGGCAAACCAACAAUUCACACUUCAGAAAUCCACUCAAGGCAGUAUGCAGUUUGGAGGAAAAGUGACAAGUGGGCAACUGAGUAUAGUCAACAGUGUGAAUGAAGAGAAGGUCUGGGAGGGAAUGUUGCCAGCACAGAUUCCAACUGAAAUUAUGAUGAUGCCACAUGCAAACAACAUGUUUGUAGAAUGGCAUGGAAACUACAGUGAGUCAGUACUUCAAGGUGUUUUUGCAAUCAAUAACUAUCAAAAUGUCAACUCUACAAUGAAUCUGAUGGGUAAUUUCAAACUGAUGGUUGAACCACUAUGGUUUGCUUCUUUGGAUAAUAUUGUAGUAUCAGGACAAAAAUAUGUUUCUCAAAUUUACCUUCAAGGUAACGAACAGCCUGCAGUUAAUAACUACAAGUUGACUGGAGAUGAUACAGGUUCCUUUGUACCAAUUAUUUUACAAGGUGAUUACUCAGCUGAUAAGAAGGUUUUCCUCUGGAAUGGGAAUUUCAUAAUAUCAUUUAGAGCACCCAAGCCUGAUAAUGAAGAGACCUUUAAACUGAUGGCAAAGAAAGAUAGUUACGUUACAGUGAAACCAACCAAGUCACCCAAGCCUACAAAAGCACCGAAGCCCACUAAACCUCCCAAACCUCCAUCCCCAAUUAAACUCAGCGUGUCACUGACAGUUGUUUCUGGAGUAGUAACAGCAGGAUUCGAGAAUGCAACAGAAGUAUGGAAUGGAGCACCUCCUGUCACCAUGACUUUGGAUAAUGUCCUUGAAGAGGAGUCUUACACAACUUCAGCCCAGGUCACUUGGACUGGUACUGUUGAUAAAACUAAUUUUGAAGGCACCUUUUCUGUACCCACAACAUUCAAGAAUGAGACAGACACAACCACGGUAGAAUGGAAAGGAAGUUUCUCUGUUAAAUAUAUGGUUAAAUGGAGUGGAAACCUGGAGUCAAUGGUUAAAGAUGGAAGAAAGCUAACAUGCAAAGUCAUAUUCAAAGAGUUUGGUCAGAAAUCGAUCAAUCCCAUGAGUAGCACUAAACAACAGCUGAAAGCAGCUAAACCUGAAAUUGAUGUUGAAUCAUUGGGUUCUCCUUCAGCUUGCAAUGUCAUUCUUGUGGGUGUAUUCUAUAAGAAGCCAUUCUAUUGUAAGAUUUUGCCUUUCUUCUGCACUGACUCCACUAUUUUCACUUGGAAUGGAGAAGCUAUUCUGAGCUACUCAUACCCUCCCCCAGCCACAACCACACCCAGACCAGAGGAGGUCAUAGUCACUGACUCUCCCUCACCAAAUGAGCUCAAAUUAUCAAAGGGGGCUCCUCCAUUCUCACCAUACUAUUUCCAUCAGAGAGUAGUAAUUGGCAAAGUUAUCUCAGGAUAUAUGAAAGGUGGACUGCAAGGUGAGAGCAAGAAAACUCUAUGGUCAGGAAAUGUGCCAGCUGCCAUCCCAUUCCCAGUUUUCUGGGCGCCAGUGACCACUUUGCCAGACACACCACCUGAUGCCUACAGCCAUGGUGUCAUUUGGUCGGGAUCAGCAUUCGGAUCAACAGUUGACUGCUCGUUCAAACUGCCUCAAUACAUUUCAAAUGGAGCAGGCAGUUCAAUGAGAUGGUGGAAUGGCAAUGUGAGGGUACACAUACAAUCGCUAUGGACAACUGGAAUUGGAGGCUUGAUUGUACCAGGCUUCAAAUAUUAUUCUAGAGUUGCUUUCAGAGAAACAAAGAAAUAUUCAGCAUCAGACUCAGACAUAACAGUAACUCAAAAUGAGAUCAACUCUGCUUAUGAUGCACCUCUAAUUCUCCUUGGAAACUAUUCACCAGACAGAAAAGUGUUCUAUUGGUCUGGCAAUUUUAUACUUGUCUUUAGAAAUUUGCCUUCUCCUUACACUUAUGACUUGCCAGCACCGGCACCCUUCACUCCAAGUGAUCCAGCAAGCAUAGUCCAGAAACCACUGAAACAAAGUAUGGAUACAAGUAAAAGUUUGGCUUCAACCAAACAGAAACCAAUAGUUGCAAAAGUUCUAUCAGGCACCAUUGUAGCUGGCACAAGUCCAUUCAGCAAGAGCACCGUUUGGUCUGGCGAUCUUCCCACGGAAAUUCCCCUAUCUGUGUUCUGGACUCCAGGUAUUGAUUCGGAAAGUCUUGACACCGAUUCAUUCAGUCAUGGUGUGAUAUGGUCAGGAGCCGUGUUUGGAAAUACGGUGCAGUGUUCAUUCUACCUGCCACAGCACACGCUGGUUGGAAAGGCAGCAGCAACCAAAUGGUGGAAGGGAGAUAUGUCCUUGAAAAUAGAAUCAGCUUGGGACAUUGGACUAGCACAGAUGAUUGCCCCAGGACUACAAUACAGUUCUAGAGUGACAUUUGGAGACGAGAAAAGCAUGACUAAAUUACUAGCUUACGCUCCAUCUCAGGAUGAAAUAGACUCAUCUUUCAAAGCACCAAUUACAUUACUGGGGAAAUACUCAGCUAACAAAAAGACAUUCUAUUGGUCUGGAAACUUCAUUAUCAAAUUUCACUACUACCCAGGAACUUUCAUGAACGAAUUGAUGAUGCCAAUGGGUCCACAAAAUAUGCAACGAUUGAAGUUUGUCAAGAAGGCAGGUAUUUCUGAUGCUAGUUUGAGGAAAAAUGUUGCUGUCAUUGUAAAGUCUGGCUCUAUAACAAGUAUGGAGAAUGCAGGAAAGUUGUGGUCGGGAGAGAUGCCGACAACUAUACCUGUAGUGAACGGUAGCAGCAGCAUGCUUGUCAAUUGGACUGGCAGUAUUCAAGAUUCAGUAUUGUCGGGAGAAUACUCAUUAUCUGAAUUUAUGAAAGGACAACAGUUCCCCACCAGCUUAUCCAGUGGCCAAUUUUCAUUGAAUAUCGAUCCCAUGUGGAACAGCACGUUUGACGCAUUCAUGACAGCCGGUCAGACCUUCACAUCAAAGAUCAUAAUGAGAGAGAUGCGUACCCCUAGUCUUAGUUCUGUGAGUUUGUCUGCAUCGGGAGCUCCAAUGGGUACAAUAAUCCUUCUAGGUCAGUACUCGCCUGACAAAUUUCAUUUUACAUGGUUUGGACAAACAAUUAUAAAUGUAUAUUGAAAAUAACAUCGAAAAUCUCAACAGAUCAAAGAUUCAAAUCGCACAGUUCAGAAAUCAAAAUAGUAUGAAGAUUGGGAUCGUGAACGUGAGAUUUAAUUCAAAUUUAAUCUUGAUUAUAUGCAUUUGCGACUUUCCAUCAUCUAUUAGAAAAAAGUAUCAAUGUGCAAUCUAUUUGAAUAAAUUUAUAAUAGUUUUAUACCUUGCUCAAACAUUGAUAAACUUUGUGCUAUGAAAAUACUGAAUUGACAUGACUGCUAAGAUAUUAAGUUCACUGCAUUGUAGUCACAGAAGAUUAAACACUAAGUGAAGCAUUAACAAUAGAAUAAGACUUAUUUGGUAACCAUACAAUAGGGUAAAUGGUAAUUGGGAGAAUCAUCUUGAAAAUAAGUUAUUAUUGAUUGAAAUUAAAAUAUUUUGCAUUUAUUAACGUUAAAAUUGUACUUAUGGAGUGAUACAUUCUGAUUCAUUUCAAUUGAGAUGAAAUAUGGAGUACCGUGCUUGAUAGAAUUAU